AAUUUACCUCGCGCAUCACCCUUUCCCCACCGUUUUCCAACAGCCGCCUAACCUCCCUCUCUACUUUUUCGUUUUUCUCCGGCCACCAAACCCCUCUUCGCCGAAAACCCACACGACCAGCUCCUCGGCAACUCCUGCGCGCGACCUCAGACCAAGCGGCAGCGAACUACGGAAGGGAACCAGACCCACGGCAACUCCUUCAAAGUGUGCCUGGAACGACAGCCUCAGCCCACGGCUUCGUAGACGCGUUUGGACGACGAUUGCGGCGUUCUACGGCGUUCCUUCCGACGGACAGCAGUGAGCAGCGGCAUAUUUUUCACUUCAGUCACAUGCUUAGUCGAUCAUAGAUUCGGAUUACCCGCUCUCCAACUGCUUCGAAUCUGCAGGUUUCAGUUCCUUGAAACACCAACCAGUAAACGGGUAUGGUGCGCUCCAAAGCUGCCUCAAAGAAGCAAAAAAAGAGUGGAAUUGAUUUUAAGAAAAUCAAGCGAAAGAUAGGCAGGAAAUUGCCACCGCCAAAGAAUGCUACAAACAUUGAAAUUAAAUCAAAAGCUAUUAUUUUGCCCGAGCAGAGCGUUGCAUCAGAGAAGGCAGGUUUAGCUGUGAAUAAAAAAGGGUUGACUUUGAAGGAGCUUCUCCAGCAAACAUCCCACUACAAUGCUAAGAUUCGUAAAGGUGCUUUGGUGGGCAUCAGAGAUUUAUUCAUUAAAUACCCUGCGGAGUUGAGGUUACAUCGCUAUACUGUUAUUGAGAAAUUGCGCGAACGCAUUGAUGAUAGUGAUAAAAUGGUUCGCGAGACACUAUAUCAGCUUUUGAAGUCAGUUAUCUUCCCUGGUUGUAAGGAGGAAAAUCAAGGCCUCUUCAUUUCCUUAUUGAUGGGUUAUAUUUUCAAUGCAAUGAUUCACUUAUCCAUUGAUGUUCGGAUGAUGGCUUUCAAAUUUUUUGAACUUUUAGUGGAGUACUACCCUUCUUCAUUUUUCUUACAUGCUGAUAAGAUUCUCCAAAACUACGCUGAAAUUCUACAGAAGAAUCAAUUCUAUCUACAAGAUAAAGGCAAGCUGAAGAAUGCUCUUACUGGGUUGGUCCAGUGCUUAUCACUAUUGCCGUGCAACAAAAGAGGAAUUGGCUCAUCUGAAAAUAAUGUUGCAGACGAUGGGAUGCUACAUGCUUUUGAUCCUCAUGUGCCUACAGAAUCUGCUGGGCCUUGUGUCAUUAAUAAGAAAUUAGAGGAUCUGGUGCUUGUGUUAUUAAAUUGCUUCCAAGAGUUUAUGCCGGUAGUUCAUGAUGCAAAUCUUCUUAAUGCACAAAUUUAUGACUGUAUUCUAUAUGUUGUUCGAAGUAUACAUCUUGCCGUUCAGUAUUUCUUUUAUGGGAUUGGAAAUGGUAAAGUGGAAUCACAUUCUCCUUGUAAAGGAUCUGACACACAGUUGGAGGGGACUAUUUCGUCAGCAUUGUUAAAGAAAUUGCUUUCUGUAUUUCCCCUUAAUCCGUUGCAUCACAUCUCGGAGAAGGACCACGAUAGAUUACUGACUGUGAACAUUGUCAUAACAGAGAUAUUUCUGCAUUCGGUGAAAUGUAUCAAACCUCCAAAUGCAAUAUUGGAGACAUUUCUAGAAUUUAUAGAAAGUGUUUUGCUUGGAAAGAUUGUUAGUGAGACUCAAUCUAGGAAAGUGGUCAGAGAGAAGCAUGUCCUUCCAUUACUUCCUUUUAUUCCUGAACUUAUUGCACAAGUUGAGAAUACUUGGAAAUUUCGACUGCUUCAGGGAUUUACUCAUGCAUUCAAAGAUUGCCACCCAGAAUCUUCAUUAAAAUUGGCUUGCUUGCAUGUCGUUGAAGAAUUGCUCAUUCCUACCGGUGAGCUCUCGUGGAUAGAUGCAAGUUGUCCUGAAAUAGUAGAGCAUCGGGUGGCAUGGAUUAGAGAACUGCCUUCGUUGCUGAUCCUUCUUGGUGAUAGUUAUCCUUCCUGUUCUGAGGUUGUAUUGCGCCUUUUACUUCAUGUGGGACAAGCCUCUUUCUUGAACUCUCCUCUGAAAUGGGAAUACGACAACACCCAGCACCCACUGCAAGAGUUUUACCACAGGAGCACUGCUGAAGGGAAUAACUGCUACGGUCCUUUUACAAGGCUUCCUAAGGAAUGUCAGGAGCUCUCAAUUUGUUGUCUUUAUUACUUCUCUUAUUUGGAUCCUCUUCUAUUGAAAUCACUAGCUUCUUGCUGCCUAUGUCCUGAGUUGCAUCCAGAAAUAGUGUUUCGAAUUAUAGAGGUUCUUCAUUCAGCCUAUAAAGUUGGACAUAUACAGAUUGCUGACUAUAUUAGUUUCUGUGCCACACUACUCUCUUGUUUUAAAGUUUCCCCAGAAAGCAAUAAGGCCUCAAAGUACGAAACUUCGAAGUUAAUCAGGAAAGUAAUUUACUCAUGCUUGUCACAAAUUGGUGACAAUUCUCUUAUUAAACAGACGCUAGAGAAAGUACUAGUUGACUGAACUUGGGAGUUUGCUCCACUGUCUUUUACUGCCCUCUCUUCCCCUUGUUCUUCUCUCCUCUCUGUAGCGGUGUAUUAUAUACUUUUUUUUUUUUUUUUUUCAAAUCAAUUUAUUAGGCAGGUGGUUUUUGAUGUAGUUAAUAGCUAAUCAGUUAAUUAAUUAGGAUUACGAUUUAAUUUUGUAUACUGGGUGUUACAAUUUUCGGUUUUAGGCUUAGAUUAUUCUUUUUACCCGUAUGGUUGAAUAUGCAUCUAUUUACUCAAAAAAAUUAGUUGAUGGUUGAUUCGA
Messenger RNA from Benincasa hispida (wax gourd), 2768 nucleotides. RefSeq lists its product as uncharacterized. NCBI's taxonomy places the organism in Eukaryota, Viridiplantae, Streptophyta, Magnoliopsida, Cucurbitales, Cucurbitaceae. The record is from RefSeq and is a predicted model, not a curated record. Gene Ontology annotation, cellular component: nucleus.